UUGUAUCUCUAAGCGUGCGUAGGUCCAGCGUUCCUACCGCUCCGCGUCUCCUUUGACUGGAGACAGAGUGCCCGCGCCCAGGUUCAGAGCCCUCUGCUAUCCGGAGCCCAGAGAGGGAGCUGGAUGCUGAGUAUUCCCACUUGAUGUCCCUCCAGGACUCACGGCUUCUACAGCUGCAAUGCUGUCGAGACUCUUCCGCAUGCAUGGCCUCUUUGUGGCCUCCCACCCCUGGGAAGUCAUCGUGGGGACAGUCACACUGACCAUCUGCAUGAUGUCCAUGAACAUGUUCACUGGUGACAACAAGGUUUGUGGUUGGAAUUACGAAUGUCCAAAAUUUGAAGAGGAUGUUUUGAGCAGUGACAUUAUAAUUCUAACAAUAACACGAUGCAUAGCGAUCCUGUAUAUUUACUUCCAGUUCCAGAAUUUACGUCAACUUGGAUCAAAAUAUAUUUUGGGUAUUGCUGGCCUCUUCACAAUUUUCUCAAGUUUUGUAUUCAGUACAGUUGUCAUUCACUUCUUAGAUAAAGAAUUGACAGGCUUAAAUGAAGCAUUGCCCUUUUUCCUGCUUUUGAUUGACCUCUCCCGAGCCAGUGCAUUAGCCAAGUUUGCCCUAAGUUCGAAUUCACAGGAUGAAGUCAGGGAAAACAUUGCUCGUGGAAUGGCCAUUUUAGGUCCCACAUUCACCCUCGAUGCUCUUGUGGAAUGUCUUGUCAUUGGAGUUGGUACCAUGUCAGGGGUACGUCAACUCGAAAUCAUGUGCUGCUUUGGCUGCAUGUCAGUUCUUGCCAACUACUUCGUGUUUAUGACUUUUUUCCCAGCUUGUGUGUCCUUGGUAUUGGAGCUUUCUCGGGAAAGCCGUGAGGGUCGUCCAAUUUGGCAGCUCAGCCAUUUUGCCCGAGUUUUAGAAGAAGAAGAAAAUAAACCAAAUCCUGUAACUCAGAGGGUCAAGAUGAUUAUGUCAUUAGGCUUGGUCCUUGUGCAUGCUCACAGUCGCUGGAUAACUGAUUCUUCACCUCAGAACAGUACCACAGAACAUUCCAAGGUUUCUUUAGGGCUGGAUGAAAAUGUAUCCAAGAGAAUUGAACCGAGUGUUUCCCUGUGGCAGUUUUAUCUUUCCAAAAUGAUCAGCAUGGAUAUUGAGCAAGUUAUUACCCUAAGUUUAGCUCUCCUUCUGGCUGUCAAGUAUAUUUUCUUUGAACAAGCAGAGACAGAAUCUACACUCUCAUUAAAAAACCCUAUCACAUCUCCUGUGGUGACGCAAAAGAAAGUUCCUGACAAUUGUUGUAGACGUGAACCUAUGCUUGUCAGAAACAACCAGAAAUUCCAGUUAGUGGAAGAAGAAACAGGGAUAAACCAAGAAAGAAAAGGUGAAGUUAUAAAACCCUUAGUGACUGAAACUGACACCUCAAACAGAGCUACAUUUGUUGUUGGUGGCUCCUGCUCGCCUGAUCCUCCAUCAGACCUGGUGACAUGGGAGCCUGAAAUUCAACUUCCCAGGGAGCCUCGGCCUGCUGAAGAAUGUUUGCAGAUACUUAGGAAUGCAGAAAAAGGUGCAAAAUUCCUUAGUGACGCUGAAAUCAUCCAGUUGGUUAAUGCAAAGCACAUCCCAGCUUAUAAAUUGGAGACUCUGAUGGAAACCCAUGAACGGGGUGUAUCUAUUCGCCGACAGUUACUUUCCAGAAAGCUUCCAGAGCCUUCCUCUUUGCAGUAUUUACCUUAUAGGGAUUAUAAUUACUCCUUGGUAAUGGGAGCUUGUUGCGAAAAUGUUAUUGGGUAUAUGCCCAUCCCUGUUGGAGUUGCAGGACCUCUGUGCUUGGAUGGAAAAGAAUUUCAAGUUCCAAUGGCAACGACAGAAGGUUGUCUUGUGGCCAGCACUAAUAGAGGCUGCAGAGCAAUCAGUCUUGGUGGAGGAGCCAGCAGCCGAGUCCUUGCGGACGGGAUGACUCGUGGCCCAGUGGUGCGUCUUCCUCGUGCUUGUGACUCUGCAGAAGUGAAGGCCUGGCUUGAAACCCCUGAAGGGUUUGCAGUCAUAAAGGAGGCCUUUGAUAGCACCAGCAGAUUUGCACGUCUACAGAAACUUCACACCAGUAUGGCUGGACGCAACCUUUAUAUCCGUUUCCAGUCUAAGACAGGCGAUGCCAUGGGGAUGAACAUGAUUUCAAAGGGCACUGAGAAAGCACUUUCAAAACUACAUGAGUAUUUCCCUGAAAUGCAAAUUCUAGCAGUGAGUGGUAACUAUUGUACUGACAAGAAGCCUGCUGCCAUAAACUGGAUUGAGGGAAGAGGGAAGACUGUUGUUUGUGAAGCUGUCAUUCCAGCCAAGGUUGUCAGAGAAGUACUAAAGACAACGACAGAAGCAGUGAUUGAUGUGAACAUUAACAAGAAUCUGGUGGGCUCUGCCAUGGCUGGAAGUAUAGGGGGCUACAAUGCCCAUGCGGCCAACAUUGUAACUGCUAUCUACAUUGCUUGUGGACAGGAUGCAGCACAGAACGUUGGAAGUUCAAACUGUAUUACUUUAAUGGAAGCAAGUGGUCCAACAAAUGAAGAUUUGUACAUCAGUUGCACCAUGCCGUCUGUAGAAAUAGGAACGGUGGGCGGUGGAACCAACCUUUUACCUCAGCAAGCCUGUUUGCAGAUGCUAGGUGUCCAAGGAGCCUGCAUAGACAAUCCUGGGGAAAAUGCCCGGCAGCUUGCCCGGAUAGUGUGUGGUACAGUCAUGGCUGGGGAAUUGUCACUGAUGGCAGCAUUGGCAGCAGGGCAUCUUGUCAAAAGUCACAUGAUUCACAACAGGUCAAAGAUAAAUUUACAAGAUCUCCAAGGAACAUGCACCAAGAAAGCAUCUUGAAUAGCCUGAUAGUUCUGAACAAACAUGGGCAUUGGGUUCUAAAGGACUAACAUAAAAUCCGAAUUAAAAAUCUCAAUACCGUGUCUCAUGGAAGAUGAAAAGAUGUAAUCAGUGAGAAGACUGCUUGCAUUUGGCUUUGUUGGAGAAGUUGGAGGUCUUUUCCAUACGGACGCCUCAGAUCUGAACACAGCUCAGUGCUGUACAUGUGAUGUUCUUUGGAAAGGUCUCAGAAUGAAUAUCACACUGUAAAGCAGCAUAGAGAUGGUAAUCUAUGGAGCAUAUUUUUGAAAGCAAAUAGAAGCUGGGGAAAAGGUGUUUUCUUUUAAUGAAAUGAUGAAGUUCAUGUGAUCAAUGUGAAAUUGUCUUUUGCCUCGCCUCUGAUGAGUUAAAAAUGGAUUUUAAAAAUUGUAGCCGACUUCUGAUUUUAUAGUUAAUAUAGUCUGAGUUACAGAAACUUUGUAAGAGCCAAGUUUAUUUUUUGUAAACUAAUAAUUCAUUUGGUGCUGGUCUGUUUUGACUUGAGGAUACUAACAUUCUUCAGAGGAAACCUGAUUCUUCAAGGGAAGAAUUUUAUUUUCAAACUACAGAAUAGUGUGCUAAGCAGUGUUGAAUAGUUCUCUAUCAAGAAGACAACUCACUGCAUUCCUCUCUGUAGAUUAUUUGUUCAGAGAGCUCUCUUGUCUAAAUAUAAAUGUUUGUCUAGCUUGGCAGUAGCACGAGCUUUCAGCAUUAGGUUUUAAGAGAAUUUCAUACUUUUUACUGAAGUUAGAUAUCUUAGUGUUGCUUAUACGUACAUAGUGACUGUGAAGUAUAGUACUAGCACGUCUGUGACCUCUUAGAAUUCAAGAGUAUGGAAACACUGUUUUGAAAGGAAAAUACCAUUUCUCUAAGCCAACUUUAAUCUCUUUAAAGACAUUUUAAUUUAUUUAGUUGAGAAAAAUCUGUAUAAUUUUUUUUUAAACUAUCAAAUCUGUAUAUAUUAUAAUACAGCUUCUUAUGCUAGGACCUUAUUGAAAGUGUUCAAUAAAGAAAAUGAACUUGUUGGGCCAGGUGUUUAGCUCAGUGGUGCCACUGCCUGCCUUGCAG
Fukomys damarensis (Damara mole-rat) is the source of this 3931-nucleotide messenger RNA. RefSeq names its product 3-hydroxy-3-methylglutaryl-CoA reductase (gene Hmgcr). Gene Ontology annotation, biological process: sterol biosynthetic process; coenzyme A metabolic process; isoprenoid biosynthetic process. Gene Ontology annotation, cellular component: peroxisomal membrane; endoplasmic reticulum membrane. The record is from RefSeq and is a predicted model, not a curated record. Lineage: Eukaryota; Metazoa; Chordata; Mammalia; Rodentia; Bathyergidae. Bases 179 to 2845 code for a protein of 888 amino acids. Gene Ontology annotation, molecular function: NADP binding; protein binding; hydroxymethylglutaryl-CoA reductase (NADPH) activity. The transcript is spliced from 20 exons.